This is a messenger RNA of Passer domesticus (house sparrow), 1107 nucleotides long. Its product is annotated as olfactory receptor 14J1-like. NCBI's taxonomy places the organism in Eukaryota, Metazoa, Chordata, Aves, Passeriformes, Passeridae. The transcript has a single exon. Gene Ontology annotation, biological process: G protein-coupled receptor signaling pathway. Gene Ontology annotation, cellular component: membrane. Gene Ontology annotation, molecular function: olfactory receptor activity; odorant binding. Bases 1 to 750 code for a protein of 249 amino acids. The record is from RefSeq and is a predicted model, not a curated record.
AUGUGCUACGACCGCUACGUGUCCAUCUGCAAACCCCUGCACUACGGGACCCUUCUGGGCAGCAGAGCUUGUGCCCACAUGGCAGCAGCCGCCUGGGCCUGUGGCUUUCUCAAUGCUCUGCUGCACACAGCCAAUACAUUUUCCCUGCCCCUGUGCCAUGGCAAUGCCCUGCGCCAGUUCUUCUGUGAAAUCCCUCAGAUCCUCAAGCUCUCCUGCUCACACUCCAGCUACAGGGAAAUUGGGCUUCUUGUGGUCACUUUCUGUUUAGGCUUUGGUUGUUUUGUGUUCAUUGUUUUCUCCUAUGUGCAGAUCUUCAGGGCCGUGCUGAGGAUCCCCUCUGAGCAGGGACGGCACAAAGCCUUUUCCACCUGCCUCCCUCACCUGGCUGUGCUCUCCCUGUUCCUCAGCACUGACACGUUUGUCUACCUGAAGCCCUCUUCCAUCUCCUCCCCAUCCCUGGAUCUGGCCCUGUCAGUUCUGUACUCGGUGGUGCCUCCAGCCCUGAACCCCCUCAUCUACAGCCUGAGGAACCAGGAGCUCAAGGAAUCUCUCAGGAAAGCCAUGUCUGUGUGCUCUUCAGCCUUUUCAUUGUCCCAUAACAACCCUCACAGCUUUGCACUGAGAGCCACACAACAGCUGGAAACACACCCCUGGUUUGGCUCCUGCUGUCUCUCAGCAUUCUCCCUCCAUCAAGGGGCUACGAGUGGGUCAGACCCUGGGAAGGGACAGCAGGCCAGAGUCCCAAAUUAACCAAAGGGAUAUUCCAGACUGUAUGGGACUAGUUGUGGUAUAAAUGCUAAGGAAGCAGGAAUAAUAGGGGGCAUUUCCUAUGUACAGCGUUUGCCUUUCUGAUCAAUCACUCCGCCUGCUCAAGUUCUGCUUCCUGGGAAGUGGCUGAACAUCACUCGCUGGUGGGAAGUAGAGAAUAAAAUUAUUGGGAUUUUUUUUUUCUGGUUGCUGCUGCAUGUAAAAACUUCUUAUUUUGCUAUAGAAAACUACCUUAUCUCAAUCUAUGAUUUGUCUCCCAUAUUAUUUUCUCUCCCCUGUCCAGCCAUGGAGGGGAGUGCUAGAGCAGCUUGGUAGGCACAUGGACUCCAGAAGAGGUAA